Molecule: messenger RNA, 866 nt
Organism: Aphidius gifuensis
Lineage: Eukaryota; Metazoa; Arthropoda; Insecta; Hymenoptera; Braconidae
Exons: 5
Coding region: 139-762 (207 amino acids)
Source: RefSeq, a predicted model, not a curated record
GUAUUGCAAUCACCAACAACACAGUAGCAUCAUCUUUCAUAAAAUUAUUUAUUUUAUCUUUAAUUUGUCAAUAAAAUUUAUUUAUCAAUAACAACAACUUUUAAAUAAUAUUAUUGUUGAUUUUUUAAAUAUUUUGAAAUGAAAGAUUAUCCAAUUAUCACUGUGAUUAUUUUUUUUCUUUUCACCUCGUUAAAUUUAGGUGCUGAAGGUUUUAAAGAUACAUUGCGAUCAUAUCUUCGUCAUUCGGCUUUGGUCCGUCAAUUAUCAGGUGGUGAAAAAACAAAUGAUCGUCGAGCAUCAGGAAUGUUGGCACUGCCACGAGUAGGAAGAGCACCCAGUUUUGCAAGACCAGAUGGAGUUGCUGGAUUGGUACAAUAUCCUCGUGUUGGAAGAUCUGGACAGGCUGCUGUUAAUAAUUUAGAAAAAAUAUAUUCAGUUAAUAAUGAUAUUGAUUCAUCAGACGCUGAAGCUCAUCAAGAAGAAACUAUUGAUUUAAAUUAUCAAGAUCGAUUUGAUGGUGAUUCUCAGCAACGCAUUGAUAACAAUGGACCUUGGAUAGGUCUCCAUCAAAAAUAUCCCAUCAGAAAAGAAACAUCAAAUCGAUUAACCAAUUGUGACACUCAAAUUGAUGGAGCUUGGGCUUUUCUAAUUUCUCCACCUCGAGAUUACUCAAACAACAAACGGCAAUCAACAUUCAAGUUUAAUCCUCAAAUAAAAACAUCAAGUGAUUCUGAUAAUAAUAUUCCAACGCAUUUAAUUUGAAUCAUGAUUAUGGAGAAAAAAAAAUAUGUUGAUAUAUAAUUUCAUGCAUUGAUUUAGCUUGAAAUGAAAUAAUAUUACAAUGUGAAAAUAAAAAUAUUUAAAAA